UUUGCUUACAGGGCAGUUACAGAUCCCAGAGAUGGUAGGAGGGUAGCUUUGAAGAAAUUACCAAAUGUCUUUCAAAGUCUGGUCAGCAGUAAAAGGGUCUUUAGAGAAUUAAAGAUGCUGUGCUUCUUCAAACACGAGAAUGUCCUUUCUGCAUUGGAUAUAUUGCAGCCUCCGCAUUUGGACUUCUUCCAAGAAAUAUACGUCAUUACAGAGCUUCUUCAAAGUGAUUUGCACAAAAUCAUCGUCAGUCCGCAGCACCUUAGUCCUGACCACAUUAAGGUCUUCCUCUAUCAAAUUCUUCGAGGUCUGAAAUACCUUCACUCAGCCAGAAUUCUUCAUAGGGACAUCAAGCCUGGGAAUCUUUUAGUGAAUAGUAAUUGUGUUCUGAAGAUCUGUGAUUUCGGAUUGGCAAGGGUUGAGGAACCUGAUCAAACGAAACACAUGACCCAGGAGGUGGUGACGCAGUAUUAUCGAGCACCAGAAAUUUUAAUGGGCGCACGACAUUACACUGCUGCAGUAGAUGUUUGGAGUGUAGGUUGUAUUUUUGGUGAACUUCUGCAAAGGAGAAUUCUCUUCCAAGCUCAGAGUCCUGUGUUGCAGUUGGAGUUAAUCACAGAAUUACUGGGAACGCCAACCAUCGAGGACAUGAGGUACGCCUGUGUAGGAGCUAGGGCACAUAUGCUGGGACGCGCUCCUAAACCUUCCUCGCUCACGGCACUGUACACCCUCAGCAGUCAAGCGACGCACGAGGCUGUACAUUUGCUUUGCCAAAUGCUUGUCUUCGAUCCCGACAAAAGGAUUACUGUGGGGGACGCUUUGGCGCAUCCGUACCUAGAUGAAGGAAGACUGAGAUAUCAUUCGUGUAUGUGCACGUGUUGUUAUACAACAAGCGCUGGCAUGAGGCAAUACACAGGAGACUUUGAACCAGCUACGUCACAUCCUUUCGAUGAUUUCUGGGAGCGAAAACUCACAAGCGUUCAUCAGGUGAAAGAGGAAAUGCACAAAUUUAUUGCAGAACAGCUCAACACAUCACGUGUACCGCUCUGUAUAAAUCCACAAUCCGCGGCAUUCAAGAAUUUUGCAAGCUCAACAGUGGCGCAUCCCUCGGAAUUGCCACCAUCUCCUCAUCAAUGGGAAUAAAAUGCUUCUUCGAGUUUGGAAAAAAUCGUCUUGCAGUCUUCUUGUUCCGAAGGGAAUCUUGGACGUCGACGCGCACACAAAACUUUUUUUGGACGAAACAAGAAUAAAACUCAAGAUUAAGCCAAGAGAGACAAUAGACUGCCGAGCACUGUAGCAUGAAAAAAAUUUUCGAUUAGCUGAUUUAAACAAAAUAACAAGAAUUUUAGGACAAAAACGUAGCUAAUUAAUGUAAUUUUCCAAAAAAAAUCUACAAUGCAAAAAAUAGAUAAUUACAUAAAAUAGGGAAUAUUUUCAAGAGAUAGAAGCGAGAGGCUGAAUGAUUAGUUUAAGGGAGAAAACAAUGGGAAAUGGGAAAAUACGAGAAAAUCUCGACAGUGAGAGGGCCAGUUUUUAGAUUUAAUUAACUUUUCAUUUUGUAAAUCACAAAGAUGGCUGGCAUUUAAUGACUGUGAGUACUAAAGGUGGAUACCUGGUACACCUUGACAAUUUUUUUCCUUCUAAUAUUAUUUAAAUUGAGUUGAUAAGAUAGAAACCCUUUUCUACCAUAAUAGUUUCUUGUUUUUAGAGAAAAGGAACUCAGCGAAUUAAUAUUUAUUAUUACAUCGCCUGCCCGACGUGUUAAUAUGUAAUUACAAAAAUAAAGAAGAAACUAUUGAUCUUAAAUUGCAAACGUCAAAUAUUAAGACUAUUGUAGUUAAAAUUAUUAAUAUAAAGAAGAUCAAUCUGUAAUUAAAUCAAUUGAAUUAUACUUUAAUCUACUGUUCACCACAGUGACGAACGAGGCCAAGUAAUAAUUAUAUUCUAAGAAAGCGAACGCAUUUGUGUCGAUAUUAAAAAAGAAAACAAAAAAAUGAUACAUUGUGUACAUUAUAUAAAUAUAAGUAGAUACUCGUGUCCAUCGAUUUUUAUAUUAUUUACGAUUUUCAAAGGGAAGUUGAUGAUGACAAAAAGGGUUGACUAACACACUUUCCCUUCAAAAAGUGUUACUGAUUUUAUUAACACUCACAAAUUUAGUAGUAUAUAUUUAAAGAAAAAAAAGUUUAAUCUAAACUUUACAGACAAACAUUACAGACAUUUGUCAAAUGCAAUUACAUUUCAUAAAAGUCAGUAAUCUAAUAAAAAAUUACAAUUAAUGAAGAUAAAAAAAGAAAAGAAAAUUUUUGGUCUAAAACAUUAGUUCCAUUAUUUGUCUUUUAAUAAAUAUUUUUUAAAAAUAAAAUUUUUAAUUCCCUUCCUGAUGAUUAUUUCUAGUUGAUUUUGUUUACAGAUUAAUCAAAAUCGCUAAAAUUUUGAUUUCCUUGAAUUUGUAAGCUAAUAAAUAAUUAUAUUUUCUGAAAUGUAAUUGAAUUUGAGAAAAAUGUUAGAAAUGUGUAAUCGUGGGUAAUUAAAAUUUAAUAGUUAUGAUCAAUAAUACGUAUUUAUGCGUAUAAGUGAAAUAAAAGAACAACUAAUAAUUAAGAAUUACUUAAGGACGAAGUGUAAAUGAGGGUGAUAAGAAUAAAGAAAACGAAAAAAUUAUUGAUUUAUGCAAACAAAAGCUAAUAGACAUUUGAUAAAUAAUAAUUAAUGCUAAAUGUAAUUUUUUUCGCAAUUUUGUAAGCGACUAAGUAAGGAAUAUUAUGCGGCCUUCCACAAUGACAAUUUCAAAGUAAAGCACUGCCAAAAAACUUGAAA
Messenger RNA from Leptopilina heterotoma, 2814 nucleotides. RefSeq names its product serine/threonine-protein kinase NLK (gene nmo). Gene Ontology annotation, biological process: protein phosphorylation; intracellular signal transduction. Lineage: Eukaryota; Metazoa; Arthropoda; Insecta; Hymenoptera; Figitidae. The transcript is spliced from 9 exons. Gene Ontology annotation, molecular function: MAP kinase activity; ATP binding. The record is from RefSeq and is a predicted model, not a curated record. Gene Ontology annotation, cellular component: cytoplasm; nucleus. The annotation marks the transcript as partial.